This is a messenger RNA of Mixia osmundae IAM 14324, 1048 nucleotides long. RefSeq lists its product as uncharacterized. The coding region runs from base 37 to 996 and encodes 319 amino acids. The transcript has 6 exons. Gene Ontology annotation, cellular component: mitochondrial inner membrane. NCBI's taxonomy places the organism in Eukaryota, Fungi, Basidiomycota, Mixiomycetes, Mixiales, Mixiaceae. The record is from RefSeq and is a predicted model, not a curated record. Gene Ontology annotation, biological process: mitochondrial proton-transporting ATP synthase complex assembly.
ACAGCGCGUGCCUGCCAACGAGAGCAGUCGUCGGCCAUGCGCAGAGCCGCUCACCGAGCCCAGCGUGGCUUCAGCGCAGCUUUUCCGGCAUGCACUUGUCAGCAUCGUGCCGUCUCGACAGUCUCGCCAGCCGACGUGACUCGGCUCCAGCGACAGGGCCAAGUACCACCCAAAGAUUUCACUGCACCCUCGGCAGGCUCAGAUGCUCGCAUGCUUCCCGAUCAGGACAUCCGCAAGAGCGAUCCCCUGCGAAGUCUCAAGGGGAGCAAGUCGCCACCCUACCUGCCUAGACCCGUCGGCGUGCUCCAUCCUCCCACGACGGUACCCAUCACAAAAGAGCAAGCUCAAGAGAGGCUGCUUUCACAAGAGCGACGUAUGAAGGAGCGCCGGCAUCUAAUAGAAGAAGUCGGCAAAGGCUACUUCCAGGACAUGAACGAGAUUCGCUGGCACGGCGGCAAGCUAUGGCUCGGUCCCCCCACGCUCAUUCGCGCAGACAAAUCGCUGUACUUUCCGAACAUACAAGGCAUCGCGUUGAGCACAAAAGGCCAGCGGCAUACGACAGACUUACUGACCGACAAAGUCUCUUUGCUUGCUAUAUUGAGCACUCAGGUCUCUGCAGAACACGUUCAGACCUAUGUCGAGCCUGUUCUCGAGCAAUUCCAGGCCGAGCCGAGAUUCCAGGUCGUGCAGAUCAAUCUGCAAGAGAACAAGCUCAAAUCGUUCUUGGUGUCGAUGUUCCUGUCGACGCUUCGCAAAGCCACGCCGGAGCAUCUACAUGAUACCUAUAUCCUGUCACAUCAAGACAUGGAGUACCUCCGCGAGCCGCUGGGCAUGAUGAACAAGCACCUUGGUUAUGUCUAUCUCAUAGAUGACCAGUGUCGGAUCAGGUGGGCUGCUGUCGAUCUGGCUUCGCCUACUGGCAGAGACGGCAAGGGUGCUGGGGAGGUAGCCAACCUGCUCUCCUGUAUUAGAGCUCUGCUAGCGCGAACCAGAUAAGCCGUGGCCGAGAAAAGUGAUCGACAUGGCACGCGUUUUGUCAAUUUUGCUU